AAAACAAAACGAAAAAACAGACUCUGUUACGAACGAGUCACAACAUUCUUAUCCAAUGCUAAGAUUCUCUCCUUGAUUUCCUCAAAUUCUCAUAUAUAUAUCCAAAAGGGUUGCUUUUUUUUUCACAAAUUUCUUUCCUUUGGACUGCAGACUUCGAAAUUUUAAAGCUUUUUAAGGUUUCAUUUCUGGGUUUGAAAUGGGAUCGGCUGCGGAGCAAACCAUUCUGGUAACUGGUGGGGCUGGGUUCAUCGGCACCCACACGGUGGUGCAGCUUCUCAAUGAGGGUUUCAGGGUCUCGAUCAUAGACAAUCUUGAUAAUUCAGUCAUUGAAGCUGUUGAUAGGGUCAGGGAUUUGGUUGGUCCUCAUCUUUCUCAGAAACUCGAGUUCAAUAAGGGUGAUCUAAGGAAUAAGGAGGACUUGGAGAGGCUUUUCUCCAGGACAAAGUUCGAUGCAGUUAUCCAUUUUGCUGGCCUUAAGGCCGUUGGAGAGAGUGUUGCUUAUCCUCGUCGUUAUUUUGACAACAAUUUAAUUGGUACCAUCAAUCUGUAUGAGGUCAUGACAAAAUACAACUGCAAAAAGAUGGUGUUCUCUUCCUCUUCAACUGUUUAUGGCCAACCUGAAAAAAUACCAUGUGUUGAGGAUUUUGAGCUCAAGGCCAUGAAUCCUUAUGGUCAAACCAAGCUUUUCCUAGAAGAAAUUGCUCGAGAUAUCCAGAAGGCUGAGCCAGAGUGGAGGAUUAUCUUGCUGAGGUACUUCAACCCUGUUGGGGCUCAUGAAAGUGGUAAAAUUGGAGAAGAUCCAAAGGGCAUCCCCAACAAUCUAAUGCCUUACAUACAACAAGUGGCUGUUGGCAGGUUGCCUGAACUUAAUGUAUAUGGUUAUGAUUAUCCAACAAAAGAUGGAACUGCGAUCCGAGACUAUAUCCAUGUCAUGGACGUGGCUGAUGGUCACAUUGCUGCUCUAAGGAAGCUUUUUACAAAAGAUGAUAUAGGUUGUGUUGCCUACAACUUGGCAACUGGUCAGGGUACCUCGGUUCUUGAAAUGGUUGCUGCUUUUGAGAAAGCAUCUGGCAAGAAAAUCCCCAUCAAACUAUGCCCAAGAAGGCCUGGAGAUGCCACAGCUGUUUAUGCAGCUACCGAGAAAGCUGCUAAAGAACUUGGUUGGAAGGCAAAAUAUGGUGUAGAAGAGAUGUGCAGGGACCAAUGGAAGUGGGCAAGCAACAAUCCAUUGGGAUACCGAAAGUCUCAAUGAUCAUUGCUUUCCACGAAUAAAACAUGAAAACUCUUUUAACUCCUGACUCCUCAGUUCUGCAAAAGGGUUCGUAGAGCAUUUUAUGAUUCAUUGUAAUCUUGUUCUCUCCUUAUUUUGAAAGUUAAUCAUUGGAGAAAAUAAUUGUGCAACUAUUUCAUUAAAUACUAUAUAUGUAGUUUUGAAUCUUAUCUUUGGGAGUCUGAGAAUCCCUCUCUUUAAUCAC
Molecule: messenger RNA, 1475 nt
Organism: Rubroshorea leprosula
Lineage: Eukaryota; Viridiplantae; Streptophyta; Magnoliopsida; Malvales; Dipterocarpaceae
Source: the annotation of a GenBank genome assembly